UACUUUGUAACUUUUAUACACGUUGCAUACUUCUCUUAAAUCAUACAAAAUUUGAGUGUAUCUAGGAGCAUUUGUCUAUAUACACUAACUAUUGGCAAAAAAAAAAACUUAUCAUAUUGGAAACAACAUAAUUAUGUCGGAAAAGUCGCACAUUUUACAUAAUAGUGAAAAGGUGCGCAAUUCUGGUUUCAAUGAGCAGAGUAACUUUUACCGUUCAGUAGAUAAGGAUUUGAAUGCUUGUAAUAAUAGUUCCAUCAGUACAACAAAUGAUGAUUCCAGUUCCAGUAACAGUGUCUCCAUUAACACAAGAGAAGCAAAAAAUGAUGCAGAAUCUACGAACGUUACUGCUGGUUUCCUUUUACUCAAUGCAACAGUAGGUAUUGGUAUAAUAAAUCUUCCUGAAGCAUAUCAAAAUGUAGACAAUUUAGCGAUAGCUAUCAGCAUUCAUUGCAUUCUUGGUGGUCUUUCGUUAAUUUCAAUGUUAAUUGUGGCAUAUACCACCGAUAAAACCCAAAGAUCAAGUCUUCAAGAUAUUGUGUUUGAUUUCUACGGAGAGAAAUAUCGUACGUUGUCAUCUGUAGUUAUCUUUGUUAGUCUAUAUUUUUACUGCACCAGUUUAAUAGUAUUGAUUGGGGACCAAAUAGAAGAAUUACUGCCGGUAUUGCAGCAUUUCUGUAUAUUAGCGUAUUGGUUUUUGUGAAAUAUACACAACCACAUUCAGCUCCUGGUCCAGUUGAAACGUCAAAUGAAAAAAGUAAAGCUAUCAUAUAUUUCAUUAUAGAUGUUGUGGGUUGCUACGAGUCAGAAGUGAGUUCUGUUCCAAUCUACUCCAGUAUGAAGCAUCGAAAUUUGCGGUCAUAUUCCAAGGUCCUGUGCGUAGCUUUUGCUCUCGCUACGUUCUUUUACAUGUUGCUGGGCAUUUGUGGAUCAUUGACGUUCGGCUCUCAUGUGCACAGUGAUAUCCUCCUUUCAUACAGAAA
Octopus bimaculoides (California two-spot octopus) is the source of this 980-nucleotide messenger RNA. RefSeq names its product sodium-coupled neutral amino acid transporter 7. Gene Ontology annotation, cellular component: membrane. Gene Ontology annotation, biological process: amino acid transmembrane transport. The record is from RefSeq and is a predicted model, not a curated record. Gene Ontology annotation, molecular function: L-amino acid transmembrane transporter activity. Lineage: Eukaryota; Metazoa; Mollusca; Cephalopoda; Octopoda; Octopodidae.